Molecule: messenger RNA, 738 nt
Organism: Plasmodium vivax (malaria parasite P. vivax)
Lineage: Eukaryota; Apicomplexa; Aconoidasida; Haemosporida; Plasmodiidae
Product: variable surface protein Vir35, putative
Exons: 2
Coding region: 1-738 (245 amino acids)
Source: RefSeq, a predicted model, not a curated record
AUGCAGAAAGGAAUUAAGUUACUCUUUUUUAUUCAGAUUGCUUCAUUAAUUCUACUAUCAUGGAUGUAUAAUUGCAACGACGGCGUGCAUAAAAUAUGUAGAACAUUUGGCAUAAAAGCAGCGCGAAUUCUGGCAAAGGAUGAAAUGGAAAGAAAAAUAGUACUCGGAGUAUCACGAGGAAAUGCUUCAAAUAGUGUGGGGAAUAAUAAAUUACAAAACGAGAAAAAAGACACAUCAAUAAAUGAAAAUUUAAAAGAAAGUCAAUUCAAUAGUUUAUCUGCUUAUCGACAGAAUUCGAAGCGCAGAUACCAUAAAUUGAAGGGAUUAAAAAAAAAAGAUUGUUACUACGAGCAGAAGAUAUUUAAUGAAAUUGAUAAAGUUAGAAAAUUGGCAAAAGAUAUGAAGAAUGAUGAAAAAAAAUUCAAAAAAAUUAUAUGUAAAAAGUAUUGUUAUCCUAUUAUUUAUGGAUGCUUAUUUUCUUUGAUUGGUGUAAUAGUUCCUAUAUUAGCUGAAGCUCAAGUACCAUCAAGCUUCGAUGGUAAUGCAAAAGAUAUCUUGCCGUACUUAAUACCAGCAUUGAAUGGUAUAAUUUUUAUACCAUUUUGUAUAAUUAGUAUAUUAUGUAUUAUUUAUGUAUUGAUGAAAAUUGUAAAGUAUGAGAGAUUAAACGAAGGAAAGGGUAAACUGAAGGGAAAAGAAUAUGUUCGUUUUUGUAAAGAAGUUUUUAAUAUUAAUUAA